AGAGCGUAUUAGCUCUGAUACCAUUUUGAGGAUUUAGGAAAAUGAAGUAUAUUAUUCAACCACUGAAUGAACUGUACAAGUGCUAUAAAUAGCAAUGAAAGAAGGCGGGAAAAAUGAAAACUAAACAAACUGAACCAGCUGUCAUUUAACUAACUGUAACUAAUUUUUAACUAACUAAACUAACGCCUACUAAUCUUAAUAAUAGUAAUCCCACAGUCACAAAGAAUAAAGUCCAUUAGUAGUAUUUACAAAUAGCAUUAUCUUUAAAAUAAUAGCAUUUUUAUUGUUUGCACACAUGAGAGCCUCUUCUUUGUGGUUUCUAUGACACUGUCCCCACAUGAGUCUUCUUGCAGGACUUCUAAUUUAAGAGCAUAUGAUUUUUAAACCUAUCAUUGUCAUUACAAUGAAAUUUCUUUGAUUUGAAAUUCUACCGGCACUUAAGAGAAUCGAAGUUGAUAUCUGCUAUAAUGGAUUCACAGGAAGUAUUCCAAAUGGAAUUGGAAACUUAUUGUCACUUCAAUGGUUGGAAUUGGGCAGCAAUAACUUGACAGGUACUAUUCCAUAUUCAAUUGGCAAUGUAUCAAAUUUGGAGAUAUUUAAUAUGGACACGAACAAUAUUCAAGGACAGAUUCCGCAAGAAUUGGGACAUCUAUCACUUUUAAAAACGAUAGAUUUUCCGGUGAACCAUCUUGUGGGUGAAAUACCUGAAUCCAUCUUCAAUCUCUCCAAUUUAAUACUAUUGUCGUUAACACAGAAUGAAAUCUCAGGCAAUCUUCCAUCAUCACUGAACAAUGGACUUCCUGUUCUCGAAAGUCUCUAUCUUGCUGGUAACCUGUUAAGUGGAGAAAUACCUAGCGGUAUUUCAAAUUUUUCUAAACUUUCUACAUUGGACCUUACUCAGAACUCGUUCAGUGGACAAGUACCCAUGACUCUUGGAAACUUACGAGACCUCCAAACACUAAGUUUGCAGUAUAAUCAGUUGACAAAUGAUCCUUCAAUGGUGGAAUUAGAUUUUCUUAGCCCAUUGACAAAUUGUAGACAGUUGAAGAUCCUACGUUUUGGAUUUAAUUCUUUUAACGGAAUGCUUCCUAAAGUCUUGGGUAAUUUCUCACAGUCUGUUGAAACAAUCACUGCUGGCUUCUGUGGCAUUAAAGGCAUGAUUCCGAGUGAAAUUGGUAAUCUGAGCAACAUAAUUUACUUCGCAAUGGGAGGAAAUGAUUUGAUAGGAACAAUUCCUGACACGAUGGGUCAAAUGAGGAAGAUGCAAAAGCUCAUAAUUAGAAAGAAUAAACUCUGGGGGUCAAUACCUGUCAACCUUUGCAAUAUGGUAAAUCUAUAUUACCUACAAUUUACAAACAAUCAGCUCUCUGGACAGCUGCCGUGGUGUUUGGGAAACAUUAGUUCCUUACAAAAUAUCUAUUUAGAUUACAAUGGAUUGACUUCUACUAUACCAUCAACUUUGUGGAGCAACAAAGAAAUUCAAAUUUUGGAGUUGUCUCAUAAUUUGCUCAUUGGUUCUCUUUCUCAAGAAAUUGGAAGCCUGAAGAGCUUGAGAGAAUUACAUCUGUCAGAAAAUCAGUUUUCGGGAGAUAUUCCUACCAACAUUGGGGAACUUCAGAGUUUGCAAAAUCUAACAUUAUCAAACAAUAAUUUGCAUGGUCCUAUACCCGAGUCAUUUGGUGAUUUGAAAGAAUUGGAGUACUUGGAUCUAUCUCAUAACAAUCUUUCUGGUCUGAUCCCCAAGUCAUUGGAGUCACUUGAGUAUCUUAAAUAUUUUAAUGUCUCAUUCAAUAAACUUGGGGGUGAAAUUCCGAAUGGAGGACCUUUUAAAAACUUGACAAGAGAUUCUUUCAUAGGCAAUGGGGAAUUAUGUGGAGCAUCUCGAUUCAUGGUCGUGGCAUGUAAAAGUAUCACAUCAAAAUCAUCAAGCAAGACAAGGUAUCUGAAAUAUAUUUUACCAUCAUGUGCAUUAGUAGCAUGUAUAGUAAUAUUUGUUGUUUGGUUUGUGAGAUGUAAUAGAAAUAAACCUCUUCCGACUCAGUCCAGUUUCCCUAUUGCCCUCACCAUCAAGAGGAUUUCAUAUUAUGAAAUUCUUAGUGCUACUAAUAACUUCGAUGAAGAGAAUCUAAUUGGCAGAGGCAGUAUUGGUUCAGUAUACAAGGGUUUAUUUUCUGAUGGGACAAUUGCAGCUAUUAAGGUUUUCAAUUUAGAUGUGGAAGGUGCGCUCAAGAGCUUUGAUACUGAGUGCAGUAUAUUGUGCAACAUUAGACACAGAAAUCUCGUCAAGGUAAUUACAUGCUGUUCUAACCUUGAUCUCAAAGCCUUGGUGUUGGAAUAUAUGCCUAAAGGAAAUCUUAGCAGUUGGUUAUACUCUUCCGACUACUGCCAAAAUAUAGUGCAAAGAUUGGAAAUAAUGAUAGAUGUGGCAAGUGCAUUGAAGUAUCUGCAUCAUGAGUAUACAUCCCCAAUUGUCCAUUGUGACUUAAAGCCCAACAACAUACUUCUAGAUGAAGAUAUGGUUGCCCGUGUGGUGGACUUCGGAAUUUCAAAGCUCUUUAAAGAAGACCAAAGAAUUUCACAAACCAAGACUUUGGGCACCAUUGGUUAUAUGGCACCAGAGUAUGGAUCAACAGGACUCAUAUCAACAAUGGCAGAUGUUUACAGUUAUGGGAUUAUGUUGAUGAAAACGUUUACCAAAAAGAAGCCCACUGAUCCUAUAUUUGAAGGAGAGUUGACUAUGAGGAGAUGGGUGGUUGAAUCAUUCCCAGAUGCAAUAAUGCAAAUUGUAGACAUUGAUGUAGUGGACGAAGUUGAAGAGAAUAUUCGAUCUAUAGAGAGAUGCAUCACAUCAAUCAUGGGGUUGGCUCUAGAAUGCACAAGUGAUUUGCCCGAGGAGAGGCUCAAAAUGAAAGAUAUUUUAAUAAGGCUCCAGAAGAUCAAAAUCGAAUUUCCUCCAGGCAUAACUAUGCGUAUAAGUCGGGAUGCAUUGGUUCAACAGGGACCCUAGGCCUGACAACCUGUGACCACAGCUAGCAAUGGUCCCAAGCCAAUGGGUUUUUUAAUAGCAUGGCGCUUCAGGAAACCGGAAGCAUGUUUAAGAAUAUCAUAUCUUUAAUAAUGUUGGUUUUACAGCUUAACUUUCAUAUAUUUUGGUGCUUUAAAGUCGUUAUUUCGCGUGUACUGUUUUAUUGAUUUAUAGUGCCUGUAUUGUCUGAUUUUUAUUUUGUUACUGAUAUGUAGAAAAUGUGGAUUUGGUGAAAGAUCAAUGAAAAUGUCUUUUCAAUAGCCUAA
Messenger RNA from Olea europaea var. sylvestris, 3291 nucleotides. Its product is annotated as receptor kinase-like protein Xa21. Gene Ontology annotation, molecular function: protein kinase activity; ATP binding; protein binding. The transcript is spliced from 3 exons. NCBI's taxonomy places the organism in Eukaryota, Viridiplantae, Streptophyta, Magnoliopsida, Lamiales, Oleaceae. Gene Ontology annotation, biological process: protein phosphorylation. The coding region runs from base 602 to 3007 and encodes 801 amino acids. The record is from RefSeq and is a predicted model, not a curated record.